GUUGCUAAAAUUUUCUUCCUUUUAAUCCCCCCAUCUGCUCCUCUCAUCUGAUUUUAUUUUCUCUUCCUCUCACACUUCACCUUUCUCCAUCAUCCCUUAACUUAACUGAGAUCUAGGAUCUGGUUUGAUAACUCUUUCCAUCUUAGACCUCUUCACUGACGCAGUAGCGUGUAUCUUUCAAGGUACAACUUCAACAGACAUCCUGUGGGCUUUUUACAUUUGAGGGCUGUGGGCUGUGGCAUAUCGCAUACCUUUUCCUGUGGGAUCUGUGGGUUACUCUCGUGGGUUUCAUCUAUAGACGGUUGCAUAUUUCCUGUCCGUCUCUUGUGGGCUUGAACAUUGUCAGUUGUGGGCUACCUGUGGGUAUCUGUGCUUAAGUCUCUUCAUUUUUUGUUGAGAUUAAAUCGGGUGAUUGUGGGAUCGUGAAGAAUCUGCCGCACCAUUUGAAUCUUUCUGUCGGUUUUUAUCCUACAGAUAUAUCUUUGUUCCAAAAUGUCUAAGACCAAGUCGGUUUCCAAGAAGGGUGGUGAGAAGGCCGUUGACAAGUCCUUGAGCAAGGUCAAGGAUGCUGGCGUGACCAAGUCUUCCCAGUCUCCUAAGGCCAAGAGCAAGCAGAUUGCUCGUGACCUGGCUACCAAGGAGAAGAAGUCGAAGAGCAAGAAGAAGGAGCCUACUCCUAGCAGCAGCUCCGACUCUGACAGCGACGAGGAGAUGGACUCUAGCUCCAGCUCCAGCAGCGAGAGCGAGGAUGAGAAGAAGAAGCCUGCCAAGAAGGAGGUGAAGAAGGAUGCUAAGAAGAAGGCUGCUGAGUCCUCUUCCGAGUCCGAGUCGUCUGACAGCGACGAGGACAUGGAGGAUGCUUCUUCCAGCAGCGAGAGUGAGGAGGAGAAGCCUACCCCCAAGAAGGCUGAGGAGCCCAAGAAGGGCAAGAAGGCCGAGAAGAAGGAGGAUUCCUCCGACUCUUCCGACUCUUCUGACUCCUCCGACUCCGAGUCUGAGGAUGAGAAGCCUGCUCCCAAGAAGGAGGAGAAGAAGAAGCCCGCCAAGAAGGCCGAGUCCUCCGACUCCGACUCUUCCGAUUCCGACUCCGACUCCGACUCUGACAAGAAGGAGGCCCCCAAGGCCGCUAAGAAGGAGUCCAGCGACUCUGACUCUGACUCUGACUCUGACUCCGAGAGCGAGGAGGAGGCUCCCGCCAAGGCCAAGAAGGCUGAGAAGUCUUCUGACUCCGACUCUUCUGAUUCCGAGUCUGGCUCUGACUCUGACUCUUCCGACUCUUCCGACUCUGAGUCUGAGGAGAGCGACGAGUCCGCCAAGGACUCCAAGAAGCGUAAGGCGGAGGAUGAGGAGGAAUCUGCCACCCCCAAGAAGUCCAAGACCGAAGAGCCCGCUGGCGGUGCCUCGGCCAACCUCUUCGUCGGCAACCUUUCCUGGAACGUCGACGAGGCCUGGCUCCAGCAGGAGUUCGAGGGCUUCGGUGACCUCACUGGUGUGCGCAUCAUGACCGAGCGUGACACUGGCCGCUCUCGCGGAUUCGGAUACGUCGAGUUCUCCAACAACGUCGACUCUGCUAAGGCCUACGAGGCUAAGAAGGGUACCGAGAUCGACGGCCGUACGAUCAACCUUGACUACGCCACUGGCCGCCCGGCCAACAAGGAUGCCCCUGGUGAUCGGGCCCAGGCCCGUGCCCGUUCGUUCGGUGACCAGACCAGCCCCGAGAGCGACACGCUCUUCCUGGGCAACCUUCCCUUCAGCGCCACCGAGGACUCGAUCAGCGAGGUGUUCGGAGCCAGCGGCAGCAUCCUGGGCAUUCGCCUGCCCACCCACCCCGACUCGGGCCAGCCUAAGGGCUUCGGAUACGUUCAGUACGCCUCCGUGGAGGAGGCCCGCCAGGCCUACAACGACCUGAGCGGCGCUGAGAUUGACGGCCGCCCCGUGCGUCUGGACUUCAGCACUCCCCGUGCCAACAACGGCGGCGGUGCUCCCCGCGGUGGCGGUGGCCCUCGUGGUGGCCGCGGUGGCUUUGGCGGACGCGGUGGCCCUCGCGGUGGUGGCCGUGGAGGCUUCGGUGGCCGCGGCGGUGGUGCUCCCAACCGUGGCCGUGGUUCCAUCCCCGAGUACAAGGGAACUAAGGUCACUUUCUAAAUGUUUAAUUGAAACGACAUGGUAGGAAAAGUUUGUAGGAUUAUUUGCUCUUGCGAUUUUGAUUUUGAAAAAAAGUUCUUACGUUUUCACCACUUAUGAACUGGGAGUUUAUUAGAUUAGACCCGGAUAACUAAUUCACGACU
Messenger RNA from Aspergillus melleus, 2288 nucleotides. RefSeq names its product putative nucleolin protein Nsr1 (gene NSR1). Bases 493 to 2145 code for a protein of 550 amino acids. Gene Ontology annotation, molecular function: mRNA binding. The transcript is spliced from 4 exons. NCBI's taxonomy places the organism in Eukaryota, Fungi, Ascomycota, Eurotiomycetes, Eurotiales, Aspergillaceae. The record is from RefSeq and is a predicted model, not a curated record.